Messenger RNA from Daphnia pulicaria, 5361 nucleotides. RefSeq names its product adhesive plaque matrix protein-like. The record is from RefSeq and is a predicted model, not a curated record. NCBI's taxonomy places the organism in Eukaryota, Metazoa, Arthropoda, Branchiopoda, Diplostraca, Daphniidae. The transcript is spliced from 2 exons. Bases 932 to 4798 code for a protein of 1288 amino acids.
GUACGCGGGUCCCUCAUGUACUAGGCGGUAAUUCACGCGGUUAAUGUUUUUUAAAUGCCCUCCUCUUCUUUUUUUCGACUGAACGUUGCCGUGUGUUCAACGAGGAGCACGUAGUACUUAAAUUAACACACCUGUCAACUUUCUCUCUCUUACUCUAUCAUUUGGUUCGGUUUCAAUUACAGGUUUUUACUCAUUACGCAAUUGACACGGUCAAAUAAGAAGAUGACACUUUAAUGUCGUUGGGUGUUGAGCUAUAUAUUACUUUGGACAUUCUUUGUUGCCCUUAAAUUGUUAUUUGUAUUUCUCUGGUGGCUCCUGUUCAAGGUUUAACACCUAUCUGAAACGAUUUGACCAUUUUUACAACGAUCGUAAAACCGGUAUUCGACAUCCGAUACCGUCGGGCGAUUCCAUUUCAUUGAAAUAGAAACUACUUUCUAGUUAUCCUUCCGUAGAUUAUUUUUAUGAUAGGAAUAUAUUUGUUUGAUGUAAAAAGCUGAGCUUUUGUGUGGUCCACUAAGUUGGAAAUCAGUCGGAGAAAAGAUAAGCAUGUAUAAAACGUAGUCAAACAAUGAGGAAAAAACCAUAAUCCCUCUCUCUUUCUCUCUCAUCGGUGCGUUUUGUCCCAACGAUUUUUAAUUGACCGUUUCCCAUUGAUAUUUCUGUUGUUUCGCUCUUACCUUUCCAUUUAUUAUAACAGGGAGCUAUCACGGAGAAAGUUUCGUCUUCUUCGCGAGAGAGAGAGAGAGGGAGGCCCAACAUCGGGGCGGGUAUACCCCCAAAGAAACGCUGGAGACUGCCGAAGUUAAUAUAAAGGGCUUCUCCUUUAGCAAAGUCUUGCCAUUCGUGCUUCUUCUCUCUUUGUGCGCAGCCGGCGCUUCUUUUCUUUUCAUCUCUGCAACACGAAAAGAAGAAAACAUAAUUUCUUCAGCUGAUGGCGCGGAUAUCCCUGUGUACGUCGGCGAUGUUUCUCUCCACAUUUGGGAUCGUUCUUUUGCUGAUCGUUUCCAAUUCUGCAACUGGGAUCACCGAAGAGCCAGUCGACGAUCAACAAGCCGACGAAUCUAAAAGGUCGACUCAUUCUCAGAAACUCGAACAAGGAAGAACACGAGGAGAAUAUAGGAUUUUUUUACCAGAUAAUCGAUGGCAAAUUGUAUCUUAUGUAGCUGAUGAUGACGGUUACCGGGCCACUGUACGUUACGAGAAUGGACCGCACGAUAUUCCACGAUCGGAACAAUCUCACUGGGGAUUUGCAACUGGAAGUUUGCAGACUCCUGUGAGCGGUGAACCUGGUCCGAAUGUUCCACCGAUCUAUCCACCUAGAAAUCAAUUUCCUCCGCAGAAUUCCGGGCAGCCUCCAUUAAGCAAACACGCGUUCCCGACGCAACCUUAUCAAGGAGUUGUGACCAGUCAGGUGAACACUUUCAUCGUUCAUCCUACUCCGACAGAUAGAGGACGUGAACUUGAAGAUGGGCGGAAGCGACCUGAACAGCAACGCCCAUCCAAUUUUCCUGGCGGAAUAGAACAAAAACCACUCCAUCGUAAUCCACCGACAGAUCCAGCUUCUGCACCCUCCUCUUCUCCACCACUUCAUCGUAAUCCACCUAAAGGUCCUGCUUCUGCAUCUUCUUCUUCUCCACCACCGGUUUACAUCGCCCAGCCGUACGCUGCUCAACAGCAACCACGUCCUACGACUCCACCGCCAAUCUACACUGCUCCUCGUCCAGAUAAGUUCCCAGAUCCACCAGUUUACAUUCCAAAAGAAAGCACUCAAAAAUUUGAGGAACAAGCUAGUAUAAUCUAUGAUCCAAACGUUUAUCAUCCAUUCUACCAACCUACAGAAAAACCAAAAACUCUGGCUGCACAGCCGAUUCGUCCAUUCCAUUUACCAGAUCAGUUUUACGAAAAUCGUCAUCAACAUCAGCAAGUUGUUUCGAAUUUGGAGCGACCAGUUCGUCCUAAUCAAAUUCCACAACAACAAAAUGAACAGCGUCCCCAACAGGAACCCCCACCACAACGGUACCCACCGACUGCACCCCCUAAAGCAGAAAACCGGCCUCCUCAACAACUAAAUCUUCGUCCUUAUCUGGAUAAACCAUCCAGUAAUCAAUGGACCCCUCUUUAUGAACCAGCUCCUACCAGACCUCCAUAUCCUCCAUACGAACCCCAAUCCUAUCAGUCAACUCCGUCUUAUCCAAGCAAACCGACUGAAUCACCCCUAAAACCAUUUAAGGCUUCACCUGCUUACGAUCCUGUUGAUCCGUACGUACAACAAAGACCGCAAUACCAACCUGCGCAACCAUACGUACCCCAGCAAAGACCGCCUUAUCAGGCUCCACCUUUCUAUCCGGAGCAACAGAUUAAACCGUAUGAACCGCAACAGAAACCCGCCUACCCUGCUAAACCUGCAGAAGUAUAUGUGCCGCAACAAAGACCUUUGCCGAACUUUGCGGACAAACCAUCUGAGUCCUACGAACCACAACAGAAGCCUGUAUACAAACCUGUUAAACCCUAUGAGCCAGAGCCACCCAAGUACGUAACUACACCAUCUUAUCCUGAAGAGCCAAUCGACCAGGAUGAACCUCCGCAGAAAGCUGGAUACAAACCUAUUAAUCCUUAUGAACCGAAACCACCAAAAUAUGAAACUACACCAUCUUAUCCUGAAGAGCCGAUCGACCAGGAUGAACCCGAUAGGAAACCUGUUACCUACUUUACGAAUAAACCAGAAGAAUCAUACGAACCCCAAAAGAAACCUUCGUAUCAACCAAUUCCUACAUAUCCUGACAAACCUACCCGACCUUAUGAGCCUGAACAGCUGAAGCCUCAAUAUGAAACUACGCCAGUCUAUCCAGAGAAGUCAGAAGAGCCUCGUAAACCUGUAACUUUCUUUUCGAAUGAGCCGGAGGAAUCAUACGAACCCCAACAGAAACCAUUAUAUAGACCAAUUCCUUCUUAUCCUGACAAACCUGACAGACCUUAUGAGCCUGAACGGAAGCCUCAGUAUGAAGCUACACCAUCUUAUGCUGAAAGGCCGGUUGAACCUCAAAAGCCGGCAACUUUCUUUUCAAACAAACCGGAUGAAUCAUACGAACCCGAGCGGAAACCUGAGGAGCCGAUCGAUCCGGAAGAGAAACCCGCAUAUGAGCCUACAACUUUCUUAUCAGAUAAACCGCUCGUGUCUUAUGAUUCCGAACAGAAACCGGAACCCGCGCCUUCUUAUCCGCCCCAACGACCGCAAUAUAAUGAAGAAUACCGACCGCAGUAUCAACCGCGUCCAUUUGCCAAUCAGCAGCCAAACGGUUACCGCCCUCCAUAUUAUCCACCGCGACCUGGACAACCAAUUCGUCCUGUUUUAAAGCCUGGAUACCUUACACCGGAAUCAAAUUACCGGCCGGAAAAAAGACCUUACGGGGUUCCUGGCUACUCACCUGCAACCUAUCCGCCCCCGGGAAUCGCCAUCACUUCAAUCCGUCCAAUUCUCAACCCGAGAAAUCAAUCGUUUGUUACAACGACGCUAGACGAAUCCCUAGAAGGCGAAGCACCAACAGAACCCCCGGAAUGGGAACAAGAGGAAAUUACGACAACAAAGAAACCCGAUGCAGUUCGAAAGUACAAAGUGAAUCAACCGAUAUCCAGGAAACCGAAAUACGAAAACAGUCCUCCUCGUUUCAAGAUCACUCGACCAAUUAACAAUCGUCCAGUUCCAGUCUCUACGGUGCAAGUUCCUGUCGAGCCAGAAACCGAAAAACCGACAGAUCAAGAACAUUCGCCUUUAUUGGCUAAAUAUAAAUUCAAAGGGUCGACGACAUCCAACGAUGAAUACGGCCAACGUACACAACCGAGAAGAAAGCAACCGUCUCAGAAAGAAACCGUCUACGACUUUACAGUUACGUCACUGCUAGAAGAGGAUGGCCCAAGUGAGUCGAUCCGCGGCUACAGCAAAAUAAGAAACGAAAAUGACGAUUCAUUUUCUGUCACCGUUCUUCCUGACGAGGACCAGAUUUCUGAUUUGGAGAGUUUUCUUCCUGUUGAAGAAGAAUUUUAUUCAAGCAACACUUCAGAUUCAGAUGUCAUUUUCUUUGAUGACGGUAUUAUCCCUCCGUUGCUGUUGCGCGUCCGCGAUAAGAGUCCUCCUCCUAAAAUCGUGGAAGAUGUUACCGUCCCUUAUGCCCUGGCGGAUUAUCAAACGGACAUCCCGACGACCACCAUGAUACCCACAGAGUUUCCAUCGAUUACGGCACCACCUACAGAGAUUCCUUCAACAACCAGAACACCUACGACAGCUUAUACGACAACCACAACAACAACAACCACAGCGACUCCAAUACCAUCGACAAAGGCCGGCACCAGGAAGAAGAAGAAGCGAGUUCGAGUCAAAUCACUGAAACGAGGCAACGGAACGCUGACCAUCAUGCCGGCAAGUAAAAAAGUUCAAAGUUCUGUUUCGGUGUUGGUGAAAGAAGAAGAAAAAGCGCCGGUAGUUGCCAGCAAAAAUAGUACCGUCGCAGCUGUGCCGAGAACCAAUUCGCCAAGAAUUCGAUUCCCUCCAAGAGUCCGAUUUGUCCAAAAGACUGCCGAACGUGUUACCCGACAGAAUGACAAAACUCUGGCCGAUGAAGAUCUAAUCGCCUCGGAUUCCCUGAAUCUAGCCGUCACUAGUCAGCGCGAAAACGACGAGAUUGGUGAUCAUGCCAUCACGAUGGAGGACAUGAUGGAAUGGAGUCUGAAUUCUAUUCCAAUCGAUCGAUUAGAUCUCGUUUACGAUUCGGCCGAGUUGGAGGACAAACCCGUAGAGGAAUGAGGGCGAAAAAAGAGCAAAGCUUAUUUGUUUCCCUUUGGAUAUAACAAAAGAGAGAAUCAUGAGAAAAUUGCAUUUUCUUCCUCGACUAGUGAAAUCACCGUUUGAGAAAUCCAAAGGGAAACAACAGCGAAGCAACAGCCAUUUAGGUGCGUAACUGUGUGAAUGCGUCUUUCCCCCUUUUUUUUUUACUACGGACUCUUCCUUUCAGGUUGAAAGCAUCGAAAGAAAGUACAGCCGCGUCCUAUUUUUCAGGAAAUCGCGGUUGUAAAAAAAAAAAAAUAAAACUAACCAGUUUUCACUUAUUUCGCGCGCUCCUUUCGUCGCUUUUUUUCAUUACAUAAUAAAAAGGCGUAUUCAUUCGUAAAGGGCGUAAGUCUGACAUUUUCAUUUCAUCCAAUUUCAUUUCAUUUUCAUUGCUAAUCGUGAAUCAAACGUUUUCUCAUGUGAUUAUCCCUACUCAAAUUUCAGCUCCCAUAUCAAAAAGAAAUUUCUCUAAAAACAGAAAUUAUAUAUGCUUGGUAUACGUAUAGAGAUUAUUAAUACACUGCAGUGUGUGCGUUUUA